This is a messenger RNA of Trichosurus vulpecula (common brushtail), 686 nucleotides long. RefSeq names its product gametocyte specific factor 1 (gene GTSF1). The record is from RefSeq and is a predicted model, not a curated record. NCBI's taxonomy places the organism in Eukaryota, Metazoa, Chordata, Mammalia, Diprotodontia, Phalangeridae.
AUGGAAGAGGACCCUGACCAGUCAUACUUCAUUUUCUGCCCCUCUGAGUUUGACUCCGUUUCUUUGAGUUGGAGCCUUUUGGUGGAUGCCAUUUCUGGUUCCCUGAAUCACAGCUUUGAGAGAGCACUUGGAUCUGCCUCCUUUUCACUGCAGACAUGGAAGACAAUUAUGAACCACCCUGAUGUUGCAAACAAAUUGGCUACGUGUCCUUUCAAUGCUCGCCACCAAGUUCCCCGGGCUGAAAUCAGUCACCACAUCUCAAGCUGCGAUGACAAAAGCUGCAUCGAACAGGAUGUUGUCAGCCAGUCCAGGAACUACAGAUGCGAGGCUCUGACUGUGAACACAUGGCAGUGCCCUCCUUGUGAUGAAGACUGGGAUAAAGAUUUGUGGGAUCAGUCCAGCACUACCUUUGUCUGGGGCACUGUUAACUGCAGUGGCAAUAACAGCCCUGCGAACAAUGUAGUUGUGGAACAUAAGAGUAACCUGGCUUCAGGCAUGCGGGUUCCCAAGUCUCUGCCAUAUGUACUACCAUGGAAAAGCAAUGGAAAUUCACAGUAACUGAAAAUCUGUCUCAUCAAAUGACAGACCCAAGAAGACACUUUUGCUUCCUGCUACUUACUACCAGUGGGUUCUUCAUUUCUCUUCCUAAUCUUAUUUUGGAAAGAUAAACUGUCUGUGGCUCUGAU